CUGGGAGGCCGGGCAGAGAGGUUGAUAAGGCCUGGACCCCAGCGGCCCCCACCACUGUGCCGGCUGCUGCCCUCGCUGCUAGAACCAUGAGGGCCAUCUCGGGCACCAGCCUUGUGCUGUGUGGCCUCCUGCUGUGGCUCCAGGCCCCGUGCACGCUGGGCCUCGCCCCCCAGUCCAGAGGGCACCUCUGCCGGACCCGGCCCGCCGACCUGGUGUUUGUGGUGGACAGCUCGCGCAGCGUGAGGCCCGUGGAGUUCGAGAAGGUGAAGGUGUUCUUGUCCCAGGUCAUCGAGUCGCUGGAUGUGGGGCCCAACGCCACCCGGGUGGGCGUGGUCAACUACGCCAGCGCCGUGAAGCAGGAGUUCCCCCUGCGGGCCCACGGCUCCAAGGCCGCGCUGCUGCGGGCCGUUCGCGGCAUCCGGCCGCUGUCCACGGGGACCAUGACCGGUCUGGCCAUCCAGUUCGCCAUCACCAAAGCCUUCAGCGACGCCGAGGGGGGCCGUGCCAGGUCCCCCGACAUCAGCAAGGUGGUCAUCGUGGUGACGGACGGGAGGCCCCAGGACAGCGUGCGGGACGUGUCUGCACGGGCCCGGGCCAGCGGCAUUGAGCUGUUCGCCAUCGGCGUGGGCCGCGUGGACAAGGCCACGCUGCGGCAGAUCGCCAGCGAGCCGCAGGACGAGCACGUCGACUACGUGGAGAGCUACAGCGUCAUCGAAAAGCUGUCCAAGAAGUUCCAGGAGGCCUUCUGCGUGGUGUCAGACCUGUGUGUCACAGGAGACCACGACUGUGAGCAGGUGUGCCUCAGCUCCCCGGGCUCCUACACCUGCGCCUGUCGGGAGGGCUUCACCUUGAACAGUGAUGGCAAGACCUGCAACGUAUGCAGCGGCCGUGGUGGCAGUUCGGCCACUGACUUGGUCUUCCUCAUCGAUGGAUCCAAAAGCGUGCGGCCGGAGAACUUUGAGCUGGUGAAGAAGUUCAUCAAUCAGAUCGUGGACACGCUGGACGUGUCAGACAAACUGGCCCAAGUGGGGCUGGUGCAGUACUCCAGCUCCGUCCGCCAGGAGUUCCCGCUGGGCCGCUUCCACACGAAGAAGGACAUUAAGGCGGCUGUGCGGAACAUGUCUUACAUGGAGAAGGGCACCAUGACCGGAGCUGCCCUCAAGUACCUCAUUGACAAUUCCUUCACCGUGUCCAGCGGGGCGAGGCCCGGUGCCCAGAAGGUGGGCAUCGUCUUCACUGACGGCCGGAGCCAGGACUACAUUAAUGAUGCUGCCAAGAAGGCCAAGGACCUUGGCUUUAAGAUGUUUGCUGUGGGUGUGGGCAAUGCCGUGGAGGACGAGCUGAGGGAAAUCGCCUCAGAGCCCGUGGCCGAACACUACUUCUACACGGCUGACUUCAAGACCAUCGACCAGAUCGGCAAGAAGUUGCAGAAGAAGAUCUGUGUGGAGGAAGACCCGUGUGCUUGCGAGUCCCUUGUGAAAUUCCAGACCACGGUGGAGGGGUUGCUGCAGGCCCUGACCAGGAAACUGGAAGCUGUGAGUAAGCGGCUGGCCGUCCUGGAGAACAGAGUCGUCUAAGGCUGACUGUCCCCGCCACGGCCUCUGUGUCUGCCCCCCCCCGCCCACCCCAAGCACAGCCCGCGGAGUCCUGCGUGUGUCCCUAGAGCCCGGGUUUAGUUUAGCUUUGCUGUUUCAGUAAGGGGGGGUUGGGGAGGGACAGGCCCUGAGGGCACCAGGCCUCCCCCUCCUCCACCAGCCCUGCUGGGUGUGUGUGUGUGUGUGUGUGUGUGUGUGUAUGCACCUGAGGGCGGGUGUGUAUCUGGAGCAGGGAUGCGUGUGUGUUAUGAGCGAGAACACAGGGGUGAGUGUGAGAGGGACUGGGUUUGCAUUUUUUGUUUUUCCAAUCCAAAGCUUAAUAUAUUCCUAUUUUUUUUAGUUAACCCUUUCUUGACUGCGAGUGCUGUGAAUCUCUUUUCUGAGUUUUCGACUCCCUCCUGAAGAGCAAUUAAAUAUGACUUAAGUUAAGCCC
This is a messenger RNA of Leopardus geoffroyi (Geoffroy's cat), 2028 nucleotides long. It is a transcript of the gene MATN1, whose product is annotated as matrilin 1. NCBI's taxonomy places the organism in Eukaryota, Metazoa, Chordata, Mammalia, Carnivora, Felidae. The record is from RefSeq and is a predicted model, not a curated record. Gene Ontology annotation, molecular function: calcium ion binding. Bases 87 to 1577 code for a protein of 496 amino acids. The transcript has 8 exons.